Cicer arietinum (chickpea) is the source of this 1589-nucleotide messenger RNA. Its product is annotated as glycolate oxidase-like. Gene Ontology annotation, molecular function: (S)-2-hydroxy-acid oxidase activity; FMN binding. Gene Ontology annotation, cellular component: peroxisome. NCBI's taxonomy places the organism in Eukaryota, Viridiplantae, Streptophyta, Magnoliopsida, Fabales, Fabaceae. The record is from RefSeq and is a predicted model, not a curated record.
AUAAUUUAUAUUUGAGUUUUGAUAUUUCAGAGUUGCAAGAAAGAAUCACGCUGCAAAAAUGCACUUAGUCUUAUUCUAUACGGAUAUUUCGUUGACUUUUUUUCUUACCAGCUGGUUUUGCUCCAUGUUAUUUUGAGUUGCAUUUCAUUUAUUUAGCAUUUUUGGAUUUGGAAUUGAUUUGGUUUGGUGUACUUUGAACUCAUUUUCAGAAGAUCCUGUCGACAUUAUAGUAAGUAAUAAGUAAUUAUUAAGAAGAUGAAUAUAACGAAUGUCAGCGAGUAUGAAGCAAUUGCAAAGGAAAAGUUGUCGAAGAUGAUUUAUGAUUACUAUGCAUCAGGGGCAGAGGAUCAAUGGACUUUGAGAGAGAAUCGAAAUGCAUUUUCAAGAAUUCUGUUUAAGCCUCGUAUUCUUAUGGAUGUAAGCAAAAUAGACUUAACAACAAAUGUAUUGGGCUUCAACAUAUCAAUGCCUAUCAUGAUUGCUCCUACGGCCCUGCAGAAAAUGGCUCACCCUCAAGGAGAAUAUGCUACUGCUAGAGCAGCAUCAGUAGCUGGCACCAUCAUGACACUAUCCUCAUGGGCUAGUUCUAGUGUUGAAGAGGUUUCUUCAACAGGACCUGGCAUUCGUUUCCUCCAACUCUAUGUGUUUAAAGACAGAAGUAUGGUUACUCAGCUAUUAAGAAGAGCUGAAAAUGCUGGUUUCAAGGCAAUUGUCCUUACUGCAGACUCUCCGGUUAUUGGUCGUAGGGAGGCAAGCAUAAAAAACAGAUCUACAUUGCCAUCAUAUGUGAGAUGGAAGAAUUUUGAAGGCAUGGAUCUUGAAAAGUUGGAUAAGACUAAUAACUCUGCUCACACAUCUGUUGUUAAUGGGCUAUAUGAUCAAUCACUUACCUGGAAGGAUGUAACAUGGCUUCAAACAUUAACCUCACUUCCAAUCAUAGUGAAGGGUGUACUUACUGCUGAAGAUACAAGGUUAGCUAUACAAGCUGGUGCAGCUGGAAUCAUAGUUUCCAAUCACGGUGCGCGCCAACUUGACUAUGUCCCUGCAACUAUUAUGGCUUUGGAAGAGGUUGUGCAAGCUGCAGAAGGAAGAGUUCCUAUUUUUAUGGACGGUGGGGUCCGCCGAGGGACAGAUGUUUUCAAAGCAUUGGCUCUUGGAGCAUCUGGUGUAUUUAUUGGAAGGCCUGUGGUGUUUUCAUUGGCAGCUGAUGGUGAAGCUGGUGUAAGAAAAGUACUUGAGAUGCUUCAUGGUGAGCUUGAAAUAACCAUGGCACUCUGUGGUUGCCCUUCACUUAAGGACAUAACUCGUGACCAUGUUGUGACAGAGUGGGACCGUCCAAGAAUUGCUCCUAAGUUAUGAGAUAUACAUAUACCCAUGGAGUUUGAGCUCGAGGAAGGGUUAGUAAUCAAGAAACUUAUAUGGUACAUCAAUUGAGGUGUUGUUCGAACCGAUCAGAGAAAAAACAAUGUAAAGCUUGAAAACGUAUAACAUAUGGGGUUGGUGUCUGAUUUUGUGUCUGACAAACAUUUCCAAUAUGAAUUUAAUUCUAACUAUAAUAAAGUUGCAUGAUUUCGUACUGCUGAGAGAAA